Molecule: messenger RNA, 5132 nt
Organism: Thunnus maccoyii (southern bluefin tuna)
Lineage: Eukaryota; Metazoa; Chordata; Actinopteri; Scombriformes; Scombridae
Exons: 3
Coding region: 1073-3451 (792 amino acids)
Biological process (GO): regulation of transcription by RNA polymerase II
Source: RefSeq, a predicted model, not a curated record
ACCCUCCCCUAAAACGCCUCUGGGGCAAAACAGUAUAAACUACUGUUAACAAAUAGUAAGAAUUCAUUGCAUUUUACACUUCAUACUGGCAAUUCAUAGCAGAAAAUAACCAACUAGCAUAGAAACACAAGAUAUGAAAAGAAAGGCAAAGGACAAGAAGACAAAAAACAAAACAGAAACAACAAUUCUCUAACAUCUUAACUGCCUAAACAGUGCGUUAAGAGGAGAAAGACGAGUAAUGCAUAAAUAAAUAAAUCUUCAUACCCCAAGAAAAGCGAAACAGAGGUAUUUAAACACGUUAAUCAAGUCAAAUCCGAUUUUGCAGUGGAGCGUGAACGUCGCACCAGUUUGAUAAAGUGGGCUGAGACGCGCAUGCGCAGUCGCAGUGUUUGCAGACUGACAGCCCGUUAGCUGCUGCUGCUCACCGGCAAUGAUACAGCAAACACGGAGAUGGACGUAGCAACCACUUUUUUAUCAUAACAAAGACGGAAAUUAUUUAGACGCCACUGUCUAUUGACAACAGAUGGAUUUAUAUCUUCACCAGGCUCACGUUUGUUUCGGGAAAAAGGAAGACUCCGGGUCCGAGGAGAGGAAUGGAUGCGACGGCUGAUUUCCUGCGACAUACACCGGCCAGCUAGGAAACCUCCACAUUCACCUCGAAGACCCACCUGGGUGCACCUUAAACUAUUUAGUCUAUUUCUGUGUGCAUAACUUGUGAGUGUAAUAUCUGCGACGUCAUUUUUAUUAGCAGUGAAAAAGGUACGUCAAGUGCUGGAGGUUUGUGGCUAACCGCUAAGCUAACCAACGGCUAGCUGGAUUUCGUUGUUUAUUUUAUUUGCCUCGUUGAAUACAGUCGUUUUUUUAAUCUUUCUCAAGUUGGAUUAAUACUUAUGUGUUGUAUAUAGACACUGCUUAUAAGCUAGAGUCUGUCUAACCACAGCUUGAUUUUUUUUAAAGGACAUAAAUCAUCUGACUUGUCACUUAUGGCUCGUUAGUAUCGCGGUACUGCAGCUAAGUUAGCCGUCAGCCACUUCUUGGCCUUUUAGAAACGUUAACUCCCUCCAAAGUAAAGAUGCACCACCAGGACUUUUCCGGAGACCCUCCCGGCACCGGGAGCAGGAAAACGCACUACACCCACUACAGGAGGGGCAGUAGCGGUGCGUCUGCCUCCUCCGCAGCCGGCGGCAGUGGAUCCAACGUGGUCGAUGACAACCCAACCCAGGCUGGGUCCUCUUCUCCGGGACUCCACCACCAGCAUCAGGCCCAGUCCCAAGUGGCUGGAGCUCAGGUGAAGAAGAAGAGUGGCUUCCAGAUAACGAGUGUCACCUCAGCUCAGAUUAACGUGAGUGGUAACAACAGUUUAGCUGAUGACACUGAGAGCUAUGAUGAUAUGGAUGAGUCACACACUGAGGACCUCUCCUCCUCUGAGAUGCUGGAUGUUUCUGUGUCGAGGGCCACGGAUACAGGUGUGCCAGAGCGAAGCUCUUCCGAUGAGACCUUAAACAGUCUGCAUGGGGUCGACACACCCGGCAUUGUGUCACCCAAUGAGCCUCUUCAUCCCCAUUCCAUCCCUCAGGGCUCUCAGCAGCAUGCCUCCAUGGUAAACGGGACCGUGCAUCAUUAUUAUCCUCAGCAGCACAGCCAGCCCCACCAUCAUCACUCUGACAGCUUGGGAGGAGGUGAACCCCCAUUGCCAGCUCUCCCCGUCGCUCCCUUGGCUAGCUCCAGCCCAGCUAUGGUUUCCAAAGCUGGGACUAGUCAGUCCCAGAGGCCACCAAUGUUGGAUAAAGCUGCAGGAGGGACAACCUCAGCUAUUGUUGGUGGGGCAGCCACUGAUCUACAAGGCAAUGUGAACAUUUCUAACGUGUCUGCUGUCCCUGCUGCUCCUCCUUCUGGGCUGCCAGGUUUUGACAAUACAAGUGUGAGUGGGCAAGUGGCUUCUACUGGAGGAGGAACAGUCCAGCCUGCUGCUGCUGCCCCCAACACUCAACCCCAGCACACCCAAACUCAGACAGCCACCGGCUCUCGUUUCAGGGUGGUCAAACUAGACACUAACUCUGAGCCGUUCCGCAAAGGAAGAUGGACGUGUACAGAGUAUUAUGAAAAGGAGGUUCAACAUGCAACUACGUCUGAGGCACCAAAAGGUGCAGAGGUUGCUGCAGAGUCUGAGGCAGGUAACGCUGGUAUUAAUCCAGGCCCACCUGCUGUACAACCACCUCACACGCUGCAGCCCUAUCAACCACCGAGCCAGGACUUCACCAGUCCUCAAGCCAUGCAGAGCCCACCACAGGGACUGGCCCAAACCGCCCCUCUCACCUAUGUGUCACCGCAGGAGGUGGUCGGUGGAGCUCACAUGCAGAAACCAGUUGCUCCUGUCGCUCUCCCUCCAGCAGCUCCACAGGUGACAGCACAGGCUGGUGUAAAUCAGCCUCUUCCUGUAAUGCCCCAACAGUUGCCCUAUGCUGCGCAACCCCAGGGAGGUUACCCUGCGCCUCAGCUCCAUGCAGGUGUCAUGGCCCAAGGUAGUGUCCGGCAGCCAGACUUUAUCCAGCCCACUGCUCCAUUCCAGACCCAGGUCCAGCCUCCGCUGCCGCACAUUACAACAGGAAUCUCCAUAGCACCAGGCCCCGGGGUCACAGCGCAGCCACCGGUCAGCAUCACUCAGCAGCUACCCCAUCAAGGUCAGGUGGCUCCACCUGCUUUGGCAACCUUUCCACCACAAACCCUGCCAACUCAGCCCCAACAACAUCACCCACAGCCCCAACCUCAGCCCCCCUCCGCUGCCACAGUCCCAGUACCACCCCCCCAGGUGACCCCAUACAUGCCUCUGACUGCACUGCAAGCUGACCUCCAGCCCCUCCUCAACCCGGGUGCGACCCUAACCCAGAGUGUCGGAGUGAGCUCCCUAAAAGCCUCCCAGCUGGAGGACGCCCAAAAGCUUCUGUUCCAGCACCAAGGCCUGCUGGGUCUGCCCAGGCUUGGGGUGGCAGCAGGUGGAGAGGGAGCUGCAGAGGCCGGUGGCGCUGCUGGAAGCCUGGCGCACAUGGGGAUGUCAGCUGAGGCCAGCGCCUUCAUGGUUGCGGCGGCUGCAGGCCUCAGGACUCAGCAUGCUGACGGAGAUGAAGACAGCUCCUCUGGUGCAAGUGUGGUGGCCAUUGACAACAAGAUUGAACAAGCAAUGGACCUGGUGAAGAGUCACCUGAUGUACGCCGUGCGUGAAGAGGUGGAGGUGCUGAAAGAGCAGAUCAAAGAGCUGAUGGAGCGCAACACUCAGCUGGAGCAGGAGAACAACCUGCUCAAGACCCUGGCCAGCCCCGAGCAGAUGGCUCAGUUCCAGGCGCAGGUCCAGACCGGCGGCUCCCCGACCAGCGCCGCCCAGCCUCCGCUCCCGGGCUCAGUCGGGACGACACAAGCCCUCCCUCCCACACAGAACUCAGGCACGUCUGCGUAACACAGAACCUGGAAAGAAGCCGCCUGAGGAUUAAAGAUGGAAGGAGGAUGAGGAGGAAGGAGUCUCGCCAUACUGUGAAGUGACUCAAGCUGACUAUGCCACCGUCUCGAGGAGCGCACACUACAAUCACCCGGAGGACGACAAACAACUUUACUUUGUUGCACAUUUUAUUUAACUGAAAGACUGUGGAGUUGCACCGGUGUGUGUGUGUGCGUGUGUCUACUUUGUCUCCAACUUUUACCUGCUUAAGACAAUCGCUGUCAUCGUGGUAACGAGGGAAAGGACAGAGCUGAGAGGCGACACUGCAGCCGCCGCCGCUGCCAUUGUUCAGGGCCCCCUCCAUGGAGGGAGGGAGGAGCUAAAGCAGGGCCCGACCAAUCGGGGUGGGGAGCACGCUGCACGCUCUCGUCAGUACCGUCAAAUCCUUCGCAGUGUGACCCGUGGAGAAGUGUGCCAUUGUCUUGCCCCGCCCCGCCUCAACCCAGCACUAUCCAUCUGCACACGAUUUUUUUUUUUUAACUCUUCUUGUUUCAUGCUUCAGAUUUUUUCAGUGCCGUGGUUUAAUGCACUUUUUUGUUUUUUUUCAGCCACAUCGACAGCGGACGAACUUUUAAAGGACAAACAAAAGAUUUGUGCGCCCCAUCUGGAAUGGGAGAAACAAUUAGUCCAGGUCUUCGUUUUCUGGGUUGAGGAGGGGUAUAAAAAGAGAAAAAAAAAAAGAUUAAAUAUAUAUUAGCAGCGCCUCAUUGCUCACUUUGAGAACUCGGUGUUCUUUUUCGAGGUUCACGUUGCUGUCCCCACCCCUUAACGCCGCACUCUGCCCCGUCUUGGAUGGAACAUUAAACAUUUAUGCAGGGAAUCAAUGUGUUUUUUUUUUUAUUAUUGUUUUUUUUUUUUAUUUUUUUUUUUUUAGGGAGGGCUGAGAAAGAUCUGGGAUUGCAAUUAGUUUUUUUGUCUGUUUGUUUUUGCUCUUGUUAAUGUAAUUAAUGUCCUAGUGAUUUGUAAAAAAAAUAAAUAAUGGAAAGGCGUAUAAAUAGGACAUGACUGUUUCUAGGUAGUGAACUUUGUACAGAUUUAAAAAAUUCCAAUUAAACUCUGCCAAGUGCCUGGUUUCUAACCAUAGAUACAUAUAUAAAAACCUUUUUUUAGUUAUUUUAUUCAAUGUACAUAUACAGUAUAUGUGUAUAAAUAUAUAUAUCUAUGGUUUUGCCAGGUUUUGAACUACCUGUGAUGUCAGUACUCAGGGUGGGAACAGAAGAGGAUUAUUUACCUCGACACUAAGAUGCUGUCUCUCCUGCAGUGACACACGGCUUCGUACUGUAUGUGAACUCUCCGCCGCCGUCGCUUAACUCACUCGCUCAAAUGAUCUAGACGGUUUUCCAUUUGGGGACGUGUGUAGUUUUUUCUUUAGGUUUUUUUUUUUUUUUUUUUUAAUGAAUGACGAUGGUGUUUUCUUUCUUUAUUUCUUUUUGUCUUUUGUACAGCCAAGUGUUUUAAGUUGCUUGUAGGGCAACUAAAGCGCUGAACACUAUAAAUGAGACACUUGGCAAAAAAUGGAAAACGCCUAGCAGAAGUAUGUCAAUGUUUUGUGCAUGUUCCUCAGCCCAUCACAAAUGUGACGUUACAAUUGCACUAGACAGUUGCACCUCAAAUAAAAUGAAAACAAAAAAAAAAGUCUAAA